AUAUUACAAUGUUGCAAGCUGACGUAAGGACAUUACAAGGAAAGGGCUACAUUUCGGAGUGUUUAUGAAAAGCCUCGGUACUGUACUGUCACCAGGGGGCAUGCAAUAUAAUGCAUUUCGCCAAACAUUUUGAAUAAUAAUCAUUUAACAACAACAACAACAAAAAAGCCCCAGUCCGGUCGGAGCUCGCAGAGCCAGAGGAACCAUGCAGCCAAACUUUGGGAAGCCCUUUAUUAUUUUUCUGACAUUGCUAGCUCGCCCUUGAGGAGCCGUAAUUGCAUUAUCUGAUUUUUUUCCCCCCUUCUUUUCUUCCCCCUUCCCCCCCUCCCCGCUCCGUCUCUCGACAUUGCAAAUUUGCGUGCAUUUUGGAAGGAGAAGCCGCAAAAGCUACCUAGCGGCAGGAGCCGCAGCGAGCCCUGCGUGCUUGCCUGGGAGUCCAGUGUUGUUUUGAAGGGAGCUAACAUGGCGACGGUGCCCGUCUAUUGCAUCUGUAGGCUGCCCUACGACGUAACCCGCUUCAUGAUUGAAUGCGAUGCCUGCAAGGACUGGUUUCACGGCAGCUGUGUGGGUGUUGAAGAAGAAGAGGCACCAGAUAUUGACAUCUAUCAUUGUCCUAAUUGUGAGAAAACCCACGGAAAGUCUACCCUGAAAAAGAAAAGAAAUUGGCAUAAACACGAUACUGGACAGACUACAGAGGUCAAACCUGUACAGAACGGGAGUCAAGUCUUUAUAAAGGAACUUCGAAGUCGUACUUUUCCAAGUGCUGAAGAUAUAGUAGCGAAAGUGCCAGGCAGCCAACUAACAACAGAGUAUUUGGAAGAAAAUGGCUUCACGGAACCCAUCCUCGUUCCGAAGAAAGAUGGCCUGGGUUUGUCUGUACCUGCACCCACGUUCUACGUCAGCGAUGUUGAAAACUACGUUGGACCCGAGAGAAGUGUUGAUGUCACUGAUGUCACCAAACAGAAAGACUGCAAGAUGAAGCUAAAGGAAUUUGUUGAUUACUACUACAGUACGAACAGGAAAAGAGUCCUCAACGUGACUAACCUGGAGUUCUCGGACACUAGGAUGUCCAGUUUUGUAGAGCCUCCAGAUAUAGUUAAGAAGUUGUCAUGGGUGGAAAACUAUUGGCCUGAUGAUGCUCUUCUGGCUAAACCAAAAGUUACCAAGUACUGCCUGAUCUGUGUGAAGGACAGCUAUACAGAUUUCCACAUAGAUUCUGGAGGAGCAUCUGCAUGGUACCAUGUGCUGAAGGGAGAAAAAAUAUUUUAUCUUAUCAAACCAGCCUCUGCAAAUAUUUCUCUUUAUGAACGCUGGCAGUCGGCAGCAAACCACAGUGAAAUGUUUUUUGCAGACCAAGUAGAUAAAUGUUAUAAAUGCACAGUUAAACAAGGACAGACACUCUUCAUUCCAUCCGGUUGGAUUUAUGCAACUCUAACACCUGUAGACUGCCUAGCCUUUGCAGGACAUUUUCUACAUAGUCUAAGUGUUGAAAUGCAGAUGAGGGCAUAUGAAGUAGAAAGACGACUGAAAAUUGUCAGUCUGACCCAGUUUCCAAACUUUGAAACUGCAUGUUGGUAUAUGGGAAAGCAUCUACUAGAGACAUUCAAAGGUUUGCACAAAGCUGGGCAACAGCCUCCUGCUCAUUUACUUCAAGGAGCAAAAAUUCUCAAUGGUGCUUUCAGGUCAUGGACUAAAAAACAGGCUUUAGCAGAGCAUGAAGAUGAACUACCAGAAAACUUCAAACCAGCACAACUUAUCAAGGAUCUUGCCAAAGAAAUAAGAUUAAGUGAGAAUGCUUCGAAAGCCAGCAAAGCAGACACGAGUGCCAACGCAAACACCGAGGAGGUUUGUCCUGUGGAGAAGGAGGAGGCACCGUCACCUGUCCAAGUGACACCUCCACCCCCACCCGUAGAAAAAGUCCCCAAAAAAAAGACUCCAAAAACUGUGAAAACCCCCAAACAACUUAAGCCAUCCAAACCCCCCAAGCCUCCGAAGCCACCUAAACCCCCCAAGCCUCCCAAAACGCCGAAAGUCAAGGGAGAAGGAAAGAAAAAAGGAAAGAAGGCAAAAGAGAGCCCACCGCCAGCCAUCCCAAAUCUCGACCUGCUGGAGGCACACACAAAGGAGGCUUUGACAAAGAUCGAGACACCAAAGAAGGGCAAGGCCGCAAAGAAUGUUUUAAGUGUUCCCAGUAAGGAAGCUGCUAGUAAGCAGAAUGAGGUGGAGAAGUUUGAAAUUCGAGAGCAGAAUAAAAGCAAAACAGAAGCCAAAUGGAAAUAUAAGAACAGUAAACCUGAUUCACUACUAAAAAUGGAAGAGGAACACAAAUUGGAAAAGACACCUUUAUCAGGAAAUAAGGACAAUAAAUUUACAUUCUCUUUCUCUAAUAAGAAGCUGCUUGGUUCCAAGGGAGUCAAAACCCAGCUGAAUACUACUGUGUUUGGGUCCCUGCAGAAUUUUAAAGAAGAUAAAGCAAAACCUGUACGAGAUGAGUAUGAAUAUGUGUCAGAUGAUGGUGAACUAAAAAUUGAUGAGUUUCCAAUCAGAAGAAAGAAAAACACUACAAAAAGAGAACUGCCCUUUUUAUCAGAUAAAAAAGACACUCUGCAGCACACUCCUGUUAAGAAGCCAAAGGUGGAGUCGGUAUCAUAUAAGAGUGAUGAUUCAUCCGAUGAAGAUUUGCUUCAUAUUGACACAGAGGCAAAGCCAGGGCGUAAUUCCAAAGUAAAGAAAGAGAGUGGAAGUUCAGCAGGAAUUCUAGAUCUUUUGCAGGCAAGCAAGGAAGUUGGAGGUUUAGAGUAUAACACCAACAGUCAGCCACCCGCCUCACCCAGCACGCAAGAAGCAAUCCAGGGGAUGCUAUCAAUGGCAAAUCUCCAGUCAUCAGACUCGUGCCUCCAGACAUCAUGGGGUACAAAUCAAGCGAAGAAUAACUCCAUCUCCACUCAAAACUCCAAAAAAACAGGCAGUGGUAGCAACAAAAAUGCAGGCAAGCGGUUACUAAAGAAAAGCACAAAAAACAAUGUUGACAUUGAAGAUUAUGAUGAAGAUCAGGACCACUUAGAUGCCUGUUUUAAAGAUUCCGAUUAUGUUUACCCUUCUCUUGAAUCAGAUGAAGAUAAUCCAGUAUUCAAAUCCCGAUCAAAGAAAAGGAAGAGUUCAGAUGAUGCCCCAUACAGUCCGACAGCAAGAGUCGGCCCCUCAGUGCCUCGACAAGAUAGGCCGGUGCGAGAGGGCACGAGAGUCGCCUCCAUUGAAACUGGACUUGCCGCUGCUGCUGCAAAGUUGUCACAGCAGGAGGAACAAAAAGGCAAGAAGAAAAAAAAUACCAAAAAGAAGCUGUCAACCAACAACGCGAACAAACCGGCUCAGGAAGGCAGCUCUCCAGAGCCAAAGCUGGAGUCACAUGCCAGCAGCCUCACAGAUCACGAGUACACCGCAGGGGCCAGCACCUUUGGGGUCGCCCAGCCUAACAGGGGAUCGCAGCCGAUGGCGCCUGGUGUUUUCCUCACACAGAGGCGACCUUCAUCAUCCUCACAGAACAACGCCUCCGCCAAAGGGAAAUGCACGAAAAAGGGGAUGGCCACGGCCAAGCAGCGGCUCGGGAAGAUCCUGAAGAUCCACCGGAACGGGAAGCUGCUCCUCUAGCCGCCGGCACCACGAGGCUGCGGCCGGGGGAGCCAGGCAGCGCGGCGCCCCAGGGACGCCGCCAGUAAACUUUUUGCCACCACGAUAAUAACCCCUUAACUUUCAGCGGUUGGAGUGUACAGAAUCCUGCUAUAAAUAUUUUUUAAUAUAGAUGUCCUUUCUCAGAGUGCUGAGAGUGACUAGUCCGCAAAAAGUUAAUACUAAUCCGGGCCGCCGAAGAGCGUGCCGGCCCCGCCCGCGCCGAGACGCCGCGUCGCGGAGCGCAGAGCCGCAGCGCGCCGAGAGACGGCCGCCGCCGCCGCGCCUCUUCCCGCCCAGCGACGGGGAAAGGAGGGGCGGCGGGGGCGGGGAAGGCCGGGCGGGCUGGGGCGGGGGCGGGCGGCCCUGCUCGGCGGGCUGGGGGCGGGGCCGCGGCGGCCGCUGGAGGCGGCGGGGCCCUUGGGGCGCGGCGCCGUGGCCGCCGGGGGCCGGGCGGCCGUUGGGGCGUGGCCCGCGGCCGUCGGGGGCCGGGCGGCCGUUGGGGGCGGCGGUGUUUGGCUGUGAGGCGGCGCUCGAGGCGCUCGGUGCGUUUCUCAGGCAAUCCCGUGUCGUACUUUGUAGAUGCGUUUCCCGAGGCAUCCUUUUCCUAGAAUGUAGCUUGUACAUAGCUUUUGGAAUAACAACAACUUGUUUUUUAUAAGGGGAAAGUCUCUUCGGAGCUUCGUUUGUACGGGCGCCGCCGCGGCCGCGUCCCGGGCGGGGGCGGGGGGCCCGGCGGGCCCGCGCCGCCGCCGAUACCAGCUCUUUGUGUAACUUCUUGUACGAGGAGGGAGACAGUUAUUUUACUAGCACCUUGUGGAGUGUUUCCGUGUUUUGUGACGAUGUAAUUUAUUAAUGUUUGUAGCUUUUUAUAUUUGUACAUUUCUUAUGGGCUUUGUUUAUAUACACACAUUACCGGGGCGUGGCGCCCGCGGGGAACCAGAGCCACCCGCAGCCGCGGCCGGGACGGGUGAGGGCCGCGAGGGCCGCGCCGGCCUGGGCGUCGCGCCGGCUUUUUUUAUUAUGAUUAUUAGUAUUAUUAUUUUUUCGCGACAUGUACAUUUCUAACAAAGUUUAUCGUGGCUAUCUAUCUAUGACGGUGUUUUAUUUACCGAUUCAUAUCAAAUGCUCUUGUAUCGAGUUCACGAAAUCUAAGUAAGCCUAGAGCAAAGUUUAAAAAAAAAAGAAAGCAAAGUAAACUAUUUCAGGUUUUGUAUACAA
This is a messenger RNA of Dromaius novaehollandiae (emu), 4887 nucleotides long. It is a transcript of the gene PHF2, whose product is annotated as PHD finger protein 2. The record is from RefSeq and is a predicted model, not a curated record. The transcript is spliced from 22 exons. Gene Ontology annotation, biological process: regulation of transcription by RNA polymerase II; protein demethylation. The coding region runs from base 463 to 3648 and encodes 1061 amino acids. Lineage: Eukaryota; Metazoa; Chordata; Aves; Casuariiformes; Dromaiidae. Gene Ontology annotation, molecular function: transcription coregulator activity; histone demethylase activity.